Erigeron canadensis is the source of this 972-nucleotide messenger RNA. RefSeq names its product putative ubiquitin-conjugating enzyme E2 38. Lineage: Eukaryota; Viridiplantae; Streptophyta; Magnoliopsida; Asterales; Asteraceae. Gene Ontology annotation, molecular function: ubiquitin conjugating enzyme activity. The record is from RefSeq and is a predicted model, not a curated record. The transcript is spliced from 5 exons. The coding region runs from base 1 to 972 and encodes 323 amino acids.
AUGGAAGAUGUGUUUUCGGAGGAGGAUAGCGACGAGGAUAGUGACGAAGAUACACUAAUGGUAACAACACUUGAUGACGAAAAUGUUAUGAGAAGGUACGAAAGCUUCAAGAAGUUUGAUACUCUGGUAGACCAUUCAGAUCAUAAUUUACUGUGGGAAAUGGAAGAGCAGUCGGCAAGUCAUUCAAGAGGUUGGGAGGAAAUAGUAAAGAAACAAUGGAAGGAUCUUGAGAAGAGCUUGCCUGGUGGGAUAUACGUGAGGGGUUAUAAGGGGAGAAUGGAUCUUUUAAGAGCUUGCAUUGUCGGGCCUCAGGGAACUCCGUAUCACGACGGUCUCUUCUUUUUUGAUAUGGCUUUCCCAAGCAAGUACCCUGAAGAACAUCCUGUUAUAGAGUAUCACUCAUGUGGUCUUACCAUUAAUCUAAAUUUCAUGUGUGGUUAUGAAUGGUUGCGGUCAUGUAUAAGAACUCGUAAGUAUAAGUGGGAGGGAGAGGAGUUGUGGGAGCCUGGCACUUCAACUAUGCUCCAUCUUCUUGUAUUUCUGCAAAAACUUUUGAACGAAAAACCUUUUUUCAACUCUAGUUAUUAUAUGAGCUAUAUAAGCAUUAUCGAGAAUGAAAUUUCAUCAAUAAUGUACGACGAGUGUAUCUUUGUCAAAUCACUAAAAACAAUGGGCUAUAUCAUGCGCAACCCACCCCAGGGCUUUGAGGAUUUGGUGGUUGGUCAUUUUCGGGAGCGUGCUUGUGACAUCUUAAAGGCAUGUAAAGCAUACAAGGAUGGUUUGCAAGUUGGGUCUAAUGUCAGUGGCGCUGGUUGCAAAUUCGGAACCAACUCAAUCACUUUUAUGAAUGAUUUAGAUUCAUGCUUCGAACCUCUUGCAGUCGCUUUUAGCAAAAUUGGGGCACGGGAGGUAGCUGAUGAGUUUUGUCACCUGGUGGGGAUUCCCUCAAGAAUCAAGCUGGGAGAAUCUUGA